AUUGCUUCCUUCUUUUGCAUGUGAAGUUUCCCUCUUGUUACUAAGAACGUAAGCACUGAUGCACGGUACCAAUUACUCAUUGUGUUUCACCACUUAACGCAAGUGCUUGAAGUUUGAAAAAAAUAGGUGCAGGUGUUCUGAACUUGUUAUUCACUAUCGGUUGAUGAGAUUAUACAGUAAGCAAGAAACGUUCACUGUACUCUGAAGAGAAAAACAAAGAAUUACCAAAACAAUUAACCGGUGAGUGCCGGCCCACUUCAAGCACUGCUUUGACGAAUUUGACGAAUGCACAUAAAACACAGCUAUGGGAUAUCAAUUGUCAAUUUUAACUAUAUUUUUAAUGAUGUCCUUCCAUUAUCAAUCAUUAACAAUUAUCCAAUUCUCCUUUAAGCUCUCGUCAUUAGAGGGACAUGGCUACAUGGAUAUAAACAUAUUUAAUAUAAUAAUGAUACAAUGGGAAAACUCGUGUAAAUGCACGUAAACAUGCCCAGAUGUGUGGUUACAAAAAACAAUCUAUUAAUAAAAAACUUUCUCCAAAUUGUCUAUGUCUGUGCAGCACACAAUUCCAGUUUACUUUUGAAACUUACUGUAUUCAUUAAACUACUCAAUGGCUGCAAGAACACUAAAUUUAAAUCAAACGCUUUUACCACAAAAUUCGGACCGCCCCUCAGCAGAACUCGCCUUGUCUUAAAGCUCCGCCUGUUUUGUGACGUCGAAAACGAACUAUCGCGACAACUUCUGUACCGGAAGUGAUCUUCCCUCUUCAUUUCAACGUGGGUACCAGCGCUUCCAGUAUUACUCUGUCAUGCAACUUCAAUGGCGGGGCAGUUCAAGAGACUUAUAAAAGAUUCCAUAAAAGUUCUGGGCUCUGGUGGAUUUCUCUUUAUCUCAUACCUCACAGCAGCAGGUGAUGAGCAAUUCUAUGCCAACCAGCUUGUACCUGCACUGCAAAGAAUCAUGGGAGCUGAGACAGCUCAUGUGAUGGCAGUACGGUUCAUCAGUCUGGGUGUGGUACCAUACAGCAGGUACCAGGAUCCAGCCUCACUGGAAGUCAACGUCCUUGGCCGGCGGUUUCAGAAUCCGGUUGGGAUUGCGGCCGGCUUUGACAAGCAUGGGGAAGCGAUGGAUGGGCUGUACCGUAUGGGGUUUGGGUUUGUGGAGGUCGGCACGGUGACUCCCCUGCCCCAGGAUGGGAACCCUAAACCACGCGUGUUUAGGCUGACAGUAGAUCAGGCAGUGAUCAACCGGUAUGGCUUUAACAGUUGUGGCUUAACUGCUGUCCAAGAGAGACUCAAAGCCAGGGAGGUUACCCAGGCAGAGCAUACACAAGCUGGUCGACCUAUCGGGAUCAACUUGGGCAAGAACAAGCUGUCUCAGGAUGCGGUGGCUGACUACCUGGAGGGGGUGCGAAAACUCGGACCCCUGGCCGACUACCUGGUAGUGAAUGUGAGCAGCCCCAACACUCCAGGACUGAGGGAUCUACAAGGCAAGGAAGAACUGCGCCACCUGCUACAGAAGGUUCUGAAAGAGCGGGAUGGCUUACAAUCUGGGCGACGGCCACCCGUUCUAGUGAAGAUUGCGCCUGAUCUCACCUCCCAGGACAAGCAGGACAUAGCUGAUGUCAUCACUGAGCUGGGUGUGGAUGGCUUGAUCGUCUGCAACACCACUGUCUCCAGACCCACGAUGCUGAAAGACCCCCAGAAGUGCGAAGCAGGUGGCCUGAGUGGUGCCCCUCUAAGAGACAUGUCCACUGCCACUGUGCGAGAGAUGUACAGCUUAACCAGAGGGAAAGUGCCCAUAGUUGGUGUUGGAGGUAUAGCUAGUGGGCAGGAUGCCUUGGAUAAGAUUCGUGCUGGUGCAUCAUUGGUCCAGCUAUAUACAGCGUUUACGUAUCAAGGUCCACCCAUUGUCACCAGAAUCAAACGGGAACUGGAACAGCUACUGAAGGAGCAGGGAUUCAAAAGCAUCUUGGACGCAGUGGGGGCUGAUCACUGCAUGGUGGACGGGAAAAUGCAGGAGGCUCCAGAAAGGGGUUGUAAAAGCUAAGCCAGAAAUGAGGAUGCAGACUUUGCAGAAGACACCCAAAUCCACAAAAGUAACAAAAUAUGGUUUCUGGUCAAGAUAUCAGGGACAGAACAAAGUAGCCUGACUACAGAGUUUGUGGAUCUAUGUAAACAUCAGUGUAUGGAAUGUGCUUCAUAAAGUUAUUUUUUCUUAAAAACAAAUUUGUAAUACAUGGUCACGGUAAAGCACACUCCACUGUAGGGUUCAGAACACUCAUGAACACUGAGUGCCCUUCAAGUUGUCAUAAAGCUAAUAGGCACACCUGUCCUAAAGAAUAUGGGACUGGUUGUCUGAUCAAAGCAGACAUGUUCCCUCUUGUGGCAGCAGAGUUCACUGUCAAGGGUAACAGCACAGACAGGCAGCUUAGGUUAUAGAGUUAUAAAAAUCUAAAGAGUGAACAAUGUGUCAUAUUUCAUUUUUGAAGUAUUAUCAGAAUCAGAAUCAGAAAAACUUUAUUUAUCCCGGAGGAAAUUGCUCAUGUUACUACAAACGGUCACACAGAGACACAGGACAAGAACAUAAAAGAAAAAGAAUAUCAGAUGUAAGUAUAAGAACUAAAAUAAAAUUAUGAGACUCUGCGCUAUAUACCCAUGAUAUAUACAGAAACAGAAAUACAAUAUAUAUAAAUAGAAUAAAUACUGUUAAGUGGUAAAUUACACAGGUAAAUUACCAGAUGAACAUUGCACAUCCGAAUAGCAGCAGGUUUCUUGCCCAGGCUAAGGUAUGGUAUGUAAGGUAGGUAUGGUGUGUGGCGGGAUGGAGUUUAUUUAUUUAUUUUAGCGUCUGAGGCUGGGUGUGAGAUCAUUUUAACGAGUUAUAGAGUCUGAUGGCCGUGGGUAGGAAAGAUCUUCUGUAGCGUUCAGUGGAGCACUUAAAGCUAGUCAGCCUGUAGCUAAAAGUGCUUCUCUGAUCAGCCACCACAUUGUGGAGCGGGUGAUCAGCAUUGUCCAUGAUAGACUGAAGUCGGAACAAUAUCCUCCGUUCAACCACCAUUUCCAAGCUGUCAAGUUCCUCACCCACUACAGAAGCCGCUUUCCUAAUAAGUUUGUUCAGCCUCUUGGCCUCUGCCACUUUCAUGCUGCCACCCCAGCUUGCUACAGAGAAGAAAAUGGCGCUGGCCACCACAGCCUCAUAAAACAUCCGCAGCAUGGUGUUGCAGACUCUAAAAGACCUGAGUCUCCUUAGGAAGUACAUCCUACUUUGACCCUUCUUGUAGGUAGCCAGUGAAUGCUUUGACCAGUCCAGCUUAUUGUCCAGGUGGACGCCUAGGUACUUGUAGUCCUGAACGAUCUCCACAUCCACCCCCCUAAUGGACAGGGGAGUAGCAGGAGACCGUAAUCUUUUUAAGUCAACCACCAGUUCCUUGGUCUUGUUGAUGUUGAGUUGCAGUUGGUUCAGCUCACACCAUUCAACAAACCUGUCCACAGCCUUCCUGUAUUCUGAGUCGUCUCCAUUCCUGAUGCAUCCAACUAUAGCUGAGUCAUCUGAAAAUUUCUGCAGAUGGCAGCCCUCCGUGUUGUAUUUGAAGUCGGAUGUAUACAUGGUGAAGAGAAACGGUGACAGAACUGUUCCCUGAGGAGCUCCAGUGCUACACAUUACUGUGUCUGAGACACAGCCCUGCAGCCUCACGUAUUGUGGCCUUUCUGUCAGAUAGUCCAUAAUCCAUGAGACUAAGGGGGAGGGAACCUGCAUAGCAGACAACUUACUCCCCAGUCGGGCAGGCUGAAUGGUGUUAAAGACACGGAGCAGUAGUAAACAUGCUGCUGCAAAGCUCGCGCCUGCGCAUAUCAAUGCUCAUUAUUGGGUAUUAUGAAAAAGCAUAAGAACAUAAGAAAUUUACAAACGAGAGGAAGCCAUUCGGCCCAUCAAGCUCGUUUGGGGAGAACUUAACUAAUAGCUCAGAGUUGUUAAAAUCUUAUCUAGCUCUGAUUUAAAGGAACC
Paramormyrops kingsleyae is the source of this 4005-nucleotide messenger RNA. RefSeq names its product dihydroorotate dehydrogenase (quinone), mitochondrial-like. Gene Ontology annotation, molecular function: dihydroorotate dehydrogenase activity. Lineage: Eukaryota; Metazoa; Chordata; Actinopteri; Osteoglossiformes; Mormyridae. Gene Ontology annotation, cellular component: cytoplasm; mitochondrial inner membrane. Gene Ontology annotation, biological process: 'de novo' pyrimidine nucleobase biosynthetic process; pyrimidine ribonucleotide biosynthetic process. The record is from RefSeq and is a predicted model, not a curated record.